This is a messenger RNA of Oncorhynchus nerka (sockeye salmon), 1453 nucleotides long. Its product is annotated as C-type lectin domain family 17, member A-like. Gene Ontology annotation, molecular function: signaling receptor activity. NCBI's taxonomy places the organism in Eukaryota, Metazoa, Chordata, Actinopteri, Salmoniformes, Salmonidae. The transcript is spliced from 8 exons. The coding region runs from base 51 to 941 and encodes 296 amino acids. The record is from RefSeq and is a predicted model, not a curated record.
GUCUAUUUGGGUUGACGUAAUAAGUGUCUGGUAUGAGUGUUUAGAUCAGUAUGUCUGAAGGAAUAGUCCACGCUGAUGUGAAGUUCAAAAAGCACCAACAGACUGAAGGAAAAGAUGGUGCUGGUGACCCUGAUUCUCAGGAGGGGUCAAAGGUCAGAGCAGGUGGAUGUGACCCUGUCAAAGUGGUCCUGGUGACUCUCUGUUUUCUUCUGAUGGGGAUGGUCAUUGGACUUCGGUUUCUGUAUAUCAGCAACCUGCCAACCAAAAACACAGAGCUCCAAAUUCUGCAAGCGGCUUACAAUCAUCUAAAUCUUACAGAUUUGGAAAAAGCUUUUACCUCAGCUUUAAUGAUCAAAAACAGAGAGCUUCAAGAACUGCAAGUCAAGAACAAAGAUCUUCAGGAGAAGGAACGUGCAGUUCGGCAACAAAAUGAAGAAUUGAGAAAGCAGAGAACUCCACCUUCUUGCCCUACAAACACAGGGAAUAAUGACUGUCCUAAACCUAUGAACUGUGCUGAAGGCUGGGAGUAUUAUGGGGGGAAGUGCUAUUACUUCUCCCCUGAUAAACUGACCUGGGCUCAGAGUCGGGAUGAGUGUAUCACCAGGGGGGGACACCUUGUCAUCAUAGGGAGCCUAGAGGAGCAGAAAUUCUUAGAUCAGAAAAUUGGUACAAAAAUAAGUACGGAGCCUGAAGACAUGUUCUGGAUUGGGCUGACGGACAGUAUAAACGAGAAUGAGUGGUUAUGGGUGGACAAUUCAUCUCUAAGCACAAGCUUCUGGCUUGGUGACCGGGAGCCAGAUGACUGGAAAGGAGAGAAUCCCGACGGUGAAGACUGUGCUAGAAUGGGGGAACCGGAUGGUACUAAAGACAGCAAGAGUUGGUUGGAUGUCAACUGUAAUAAGACUCAAAGAAGAAUAUGUGAGACAAAAUCCCCCUUGUGAAACAGUAUCUUUAAGAAACUCAAAAGUUCCUUUUAAAUAUGUCUCUGAACAACUAAAUCUUUUUUUGCUGGCAUUGAUAAGAAGUGAGGAGAAACUGUAUUAUGACUGGUUUACAGGAGAUUACUGCUGAUAUUCACAUCUUUCUUUGUACAUAUCAUUUGUAAUGCUUGUUAUGCUAUGGUGUAAAACAGUCUAAUGAAAAACUUGUCAGAUACAUUCAGUUCACGACUCUUCACUUCUCAGUAGGCUACAGGUGUUGGAUCUUAAUUUGCAUAGUAUUGUUAUAGCAACAGGAUUUGAACUUUAGUCCUUCAAUCAUAUGUCGCUUGAUUGGUGGUUCACAAGCAACAAGAGUGAUAAAAGGAAGAUCCUACACCUGUACAUCAUCCUCAGUGUGUUUUGUACAUGUAUAUUUCUGCUUAACAGUGCUGUCUCUAGGCUAGUCAUUUGAGAAAAAAAUAUUGUUUGUCUAUCCAAACCAUUGCAUUAAUAAAGUGUCAAAAGUAAAAUUA